CGGCAAGCAAUUAUGCGACAAUUAAUUACAUAUCUCCUCUUGCUGGUAAUAUUCGUUGGCUAUAUUGAGAUGGAAGAAGAGAUAAUUUAUGUUCAAGCAAUUUGGAGACAUGGCGAUCGAGCACCUAAUAAUCUACCUUAUCCCAUUGACCGGUACACUGAAACUUCAUGGCCCAGAGGAUGGGGUCAACUGACUAAUAAUGGCAUUAUGCAAAUGUACCAACUUGGAGAAUACUUCCGAAAACGAUACGCUUCAUUUAUUAAAAAAUUUAAUGCUACAGAGAUACAAAUGGUGUCUUCAAAAUCAAAUCGAGCGAUUACUAGUGCAUUAGCAGUGCUCCGAGGAUUUUUUCCGGCUAGCAACCAAGAAAUAUGGUUGCAAGAUGAAUUGUGGCAACCACUACCAUUUGCAAUUGAUCCCAACGAUGCUAUGCUAAAACCAACCGAUUUCAAUUGUCCAAAAUAUGACAUCAGAAGAAAUAUUGAGAAUGACAAACUUAAAAGGAGUAUAAAGCGAAAAUAUGAAAAAUUCUUUGCUUUUCUUGCAAACAUGACUGGUCAGAAGAACAUGGACUUCAAAAAAGCUGCUUCACUACACGAUAUUCAAAGAGAAAUUUAUCAUAAUUUAACGCAACCAACUUGGGUUUAUCAUACUUGGCCUGAAUUUAAUAAUCAAAGAACAAUUGAUAUAAUUAAUGAAUUGAAGAGAAUUUAUCGAAUUUUUGAAUUUAAUUCACCAAUAAAGGCACAAAUGCGCGGUGGAUUACUGAUGGGUGAUUGGAUUAACACAGCCUUGAAAGUAUCUUCUGGUUUUUCCGUCACCCCAACAAAAAUUAAACUUUACUCAUCACACGAUGGUACUGUGCUGGCUUUAAUGUAUGCUUUUGGUAUUGGUAAUGACUUGCUGGUUCCAUAUGCAUCAUGCCUUUUUAUGGAAAUAUACCAAACAGACGACAAUCAAAAAAUAUUAAAAAUGUUUUACAAAAAUGGAACAACAGAAUAUCAAAUGGCAUUACCGGGUUGUCCAUCUCAUGAUAACUGUACGAUAAAAGAUUUAGAAAAAGCAAUUAUCAAACGAAAGGUCAUCAAUGUGGAACACUUGAAAAUGGUUCGUAUAUCUUCAAGUAUAAAUAAUGAUAAUUUAUAA
Thelazia callipaeda (thelaziosis nematode) is the source of this 1146-nucleotide messenger RNA. The record is from the annotation of a GenBank genome assembly. Lineage: Eukaryota; Metazoa; Nematoda; Chromadorea; Rhabditida; Thelaziidae.